Messenger RNA from Orbicella faveolata, 3388 nucleotides. RefSeq names its product tubulin polyglutamylase ttll6-like. Gene Ontology annotation, cellular component: ciliary basal body. Lineage: Eukaryota; Metazoa; Cnidaria; Anthozoa; Scleractinia; Merulinidae. The record is from RefSeq and is a predicted model, not a curated record. Gene Ontology annotation, molecular function: tubulin-glutamic acid ligase activity; tubulin binding. Gene Ontology annotation, biological process: protein polyglutamylation; microtubule cytoskeleton organization.
ACUAUCAAUAAUGGCUUCCAAAACGCCUUGAGUCUGAAGGCGUCUUCAAUUAUCCCUCUUCAUUCCACCUUCAGAGAAGCCUAGAAACGUUUGUUAUGGCUGAAAAUGAAUUCGAAGGAGAAAUAAGUGACAACGAGAGCGAUGUAAGCUUACACGGAGAAAGUGAAUGCGAGGGCGAAGACAGUGGAGGAGAAGAUGUUCGCGAGCCAGUUACGGAAACGACACCAGAUGAUCGAACUGCCACCCCGAAGAAAGGCAAGGCUAAAAAGAAGAAAAAGAAAUGGAUGAAUGCGUGCUUGACCAACUGCAAGUAUGAAAGCGUUCGCAGGGUAACUAAACGAUUCGGGAUGAAGGAGGUCGGAGAGGACGAAGACUGGGCUUUAUUCUGGACCGAUUGUUCUGUUGCUUUGGAACGGUGCAUGGACAUGAAACGCUACCAGAAAAUCAACCAUUUCCCUGGUAUGAGUGAGAUAUGCCGUAAAGAUCUACUGGCAAGGAACAUGAACCGUUUGUGGAAGCAGUUUCCAAAAGAUUAUGCUGUAUUUCCUAAAACAUGGUGCUUACCAGCAGAUUAUGGAGAAUUCCAAGCUUACUGCAGACAGAAGAAGAACAAAACAUUUAUCCUCAAGCCAGACAGUGGUAGCCAAGGAAAAGGGAUUUUCCUUACCAAGAAUCCAAAGGAUGUCAAGCCUGGAGAGCACAUGGUUUGCCAGCAAUAUGUGUCCAAACCCUUUCUGAUUGAUGGAUUCAAGUUUGACUUAAGGGUGUAUGUGCUGGUCACUUCAUGUGAUCCUCUUCGAAUUUUUGUUUAUGAGGAUGGCCUAGGAAGGUUUGCUACACUAAAGUAUGUGGAUCCAAGCAACAACAACCUUGAUGACAUUUGUAUGCAUCUGACAAAUUAUGCUGUAAACAAGCAUAGCAAAGACUUUAUUAGAGAUGAAGAAACUGGAAGUAAAAGACGAAUAACAACAGUAAACAAGUGGUUUGAAGAUAAUGGUUACAAUGUGAAAGAAAUCUGGGACUCUAUAGAGGAUGCUAUCAUAAAAACCUUGAUCACUGCACAUCCAAUACUGAAGCACAAUUACAGAACCUGUUUUCCAAACCACAACAAGGGGAGUGCUUGUUUUGAAAUCCUAGGCUUUGACAUCCUGUUGGAUAAGAAGUUAAAAGCUUGGGUUUUAGAGGUUAACCACUCUCCUAGUUUCACAACUGACUCACCUCUUGAUAAAGAAAUUAAAGAUGGACUGAUGUUUGAUGCUCUUAAUCUGCUCAACUUUGGAGCAUGUGAUCGGCGGAAGAUACUUGAAGAAGACAAAAAGAGAGUGCGGGACAGACUUUUGCAAAAACAAAGACCCAAGGAAGCUAAGAAGGAAGAUUUUGACAACCAAGUGCAGUACACUGAGUGGUUGAAAAAGUAUGAGGAUGCUCACUUGGGUAAAUACAGACGUAUUUAUCCAGAAGGAAAUGAAGAAAAAUAUGCAAUUUUCUUCGAAAACAGUUGCUCACUGUUCCAGGAAACUGCUGCAUCCAAGGCGCGUAUUGAGUGUGCCAGAGUUCAACGGGAACAAAUCAUGGCUAAACAACAAGAGCAAGAGAAUGCUAGGCUCAAAAACAGUGGCAGGGCUCCCAAAGGAUCCAAAGAUGGCCUCAGGCCAGAGAGCCCCCAUAGUCGUAGGCCGAGGAGACCCCCUGUUAGAAAGACAAUUCAAAGUAAUAAAGCUAGAUUCGAGGGUGGCAAAAGAACUGGCCAGGAGCAAUACGACACCAGCAAACCAGUGGCGAUAUCAGAAGAGGAGGAGCUAGAGCGAAUCACCUCUCUCCUUCAGCGGGACAAUCUUAUACGAGGGUUAGGUGUGGUAGAAUUUGUCUAUAAACUGUUACACUGUACACCUGGUACAGGAGGUCCACAGAAAAACUGCUCGUUACACCAUUCGAACAAUCACAAGGAUUCUUCGUCCAAAGGUAGCCUGGGAGACAAAGCUUCCUCCAUGUAUGGCUCCAUGGGAUUACUAUCCACGUCAGGGGGAGUAACCGCUGGUAAUAACGUGGUCGCGUCUCAAUUAUCUCGGUUCCAGAGCUAUCAGCCCGCGGCUCUGUCAGCGGUAAUGAACCUAAACGGCAUCAAUCAACAAACACCUCCGACCUUGACACGAAACGAUCGACGAGCUUUAGCGUCCGUUGGCAUAGUACCAUCGGCGCCCACAGGGCUGCCGAAACACAGGUAUGGCUCGCGGAAGGUUCCAGGAAACGCCAGGAAUGUUAUCGGUAAUCCAGAUUACGACUGGAGAUCAGGAACCACACCAGGGAUUGAGGCAACCAGCCUUGCCUACGGUAUGAUUGAUCCCAGACUGGACAAUCAACCGAACUCGACUAUUAAGAGACGGACGUUAAGCGCUACAGGGUUUAAAACCUGCGCGGACCCGGUGCAAGGGAACGCAACGCGUGUGAUGAAUCCGCGCGUGUUUGCCGCGAGUGUCGCGGGAGGCUCGGGGGGAUCACAGACUAAUCUGUCUAGUCCAGGAGGUGUGUCGCCUAGUGCACAGCAGUACAUGUGUUCAAUGUAUACGUUUCCUAAUGUGCUGAAAGUAGCGCCUCAGCCUCAAAAUGGAAUGAACUUGUCUGUGAUAUCUGGCCCGGCACCUGUGAGUUAUCGACCCAGUCCCACUAACACGAGUACUGUGGGACCUGAACAGGCUAACUCCUCACACAGACUCACUGGCUCGCCAUCAGGACUUCUGAGGUCAACUAAAGCCCAGAGAGCUCGCGGGGCUACGAACAACUUGCGCUUAAAGCAGCUGGAACUUCGUGAAAAUCACGCCGUAGCGUUGAGCUGAGCAAAGGAACUAACCAACUUUUCCACUCGCCAACUACGAAAGCCAAGAUCUUGAAUCCAGCGUGGAGUGUGCGAGCCUAAGACCGCCCAGGACAAAUAUAAAAAAGUCCACAAAUGAUUGAAAUUUAUGUCCAAUUUUAGCGCAAAUACAAAAACAGAAUUUCCAAUUCGUGUACAUUGUAAGUGGAUCUAUCUGCCCCAUGUAUAUAACUCUAUCGUACGUGUAGGUAGAAAUUGAAAGUAAAUAAUAUAUAGGAUUUUAGUGUGAAGUUUUUAGGCCAUUAUCAAAUCUUUGUUUAAUAGACUUCUUAACGCUUAAGAAGCGCGUGUAUAAAAUUUCGAAUGACAUUUGUAUUUUAACAAAAGAUGCUGUAAUUGCAGCUAUGGCGUGGUAUAUGUAUUUUGCUUCCAAAUGAUAACUAUAUCUGAAUUUAUAUUUGUAUAAAGGACGUUUUCAAAAUGCAAUGUUUUAUGAUCAACAUGUAUUUGUAUCAACUUUGAAAGUUUCUAGGAUAAUUGAAGGAACGUGAUUAUGAAAAAAGAAGAAUGAAGCCA